AUGCAGCAGCACCCACCAGGGUUAGGAGGGCGCUUCUUGGGUAUGCUGUCCCCUGGCCAUGGGGCAAGAAAGCUGGAAGGGAAAUCCUUCUACCUGGACGCUGUGAAGAGUCGCCCUGCAGCCUUUCUUGUGGAGGCCAUAUCCCAUCUCGGAGGGGUAGGAAAGCUGCGAGGUUCCGGAAUUGGGGCAAAUGAAGCCCCUGGGGGGAGGGGCAUUAGAUAAUUGACAUGCUGGAAUUAUUCUGUAGUAGACACUUGACCGAGAGAUAGACUUCUAUAUAUUUUCAUUUAAUAUUUUAUAGAGCUAAGCCUCAAGGUGGACUCCAGCAAUAUGACAUGAUUAUAUGAUGAUACAUGCAAUGAUACUUAUUUUGUUAAAUGUUUGCAGAGAAUUGAGAGUUUCCUGAAUAAGGAUGUCAGCUUUGUUGUAACUGGGAGCCUAGAGAGACUCCAAAGUGAGAGGUUCGAAGUGACCCGAGGUGGGUCAGACGGGAUGAGCAGGGAGUGUCCCAGCUCUCCCCGCUCCACCAAACCGAGAGAGAGCAUCAUGACCAGCACCAGGCAGCAGCGUCCAGCCACUGGCACUCCCAGACCAACGGUAUGGCCUUCCAUCCCAGUGCCAUAUGGCUGUCCACAUAUUGCUGUCCUACCCUACUUUGCAGUGCGUUAACAUCACACCAUCUUUAAUAUAAUAUCUAUUUUUAUUCACAGAAUAUCAUAGCAUUUAUUUGUAUUCUGUAGUUCAUUCAUGGCUUCUUGGAUGUGGUCCUUACUGUGUUAGAGCUUCUGCUUGUAUUAAAAGGAACUGGUAUGGGGAUUCUCAUCGCUGUUUGUUUCUGCAGGUGUGUGGCAGCCGCGGGAAGGCCCUGCUAGAGAAAGCCAUUAGGAAUAAUGUGAGUGCUUUAAUUAGGUUGAUUCUGUGGCCUGAUUUCAAACUGACCCCUACCCUUACACAGGGUUAGGGCUCGAGGUUGAUUUGAAAACGGGUUGUCAUGGCCUUGCGGUUGGUUUCCAUGUGUGAUAAUGGAUCUUCAUUUUCCCAUGUUAGACCUUGUAACACGAAAACACUGUAUCGAUGGUUUUAUCUUUCAGGAACGGCUUCAGGGGAACAGUGUUUUGGCCAACGCCCGCUCCUGGGGAGUCAAGAUAGUGCACGUGGACGGUAUCCUUUUCACUACCAAACACCUGUGUAGAGCUCACAUUCUCGUCACUCAUACCUUUUUAGGUUGACUAACUACUUUAACUACUCAGUUUGUCACAGAAUCACCUUGUGUUGAGGUGUCCUACUGUUUGUGUGUCAAAUGUAGCCUGGCAAUUUACAUAUCCAAGGAACCUUAUUCUGUUGUGCUGUAUUGAUCCUAAGCUGACAGCAGAUGGCGCCGGAUCAAUUUCUUAGUCUAGCCUGAGCUAUUUGGCUCUUAACAAGACUAUGGGCCGUAUAAUUAAAUGUGAUCCUUAAUUUAGAUAAAGAUCUCCUGACGCAUGUCCAACUGUUGACAGCAGAGAGCUCCAAGGCCAGACGCAGGAAGACUGAGGUAAUGUGGUACACCAACCUGUUAGACCUUGUCUAUCCUUAUUUAUUAUUUUACACUGAGGACUGACUAAUUUGCUUGUUUGAAAUACUUGCAUUAAUAAAGGGCUGACGUUAACCUUUUCCCAUUUUUUGGUUUAGCUGAAAAAUCCCAACAAGUAUCCUGCUGUGUCUCGUGUCAUCAAAGGUCAGUGAAUGUUUUACUAUUUUAUUAUUUUAGACUAUGGAAAUGUGCUGUGCUGUCCAUUGACUUUCAUGCUAUUGAUGACGUGUCAAUGGGUGUUCUGCCCCUAUAUAUUCCUCAGCAUUUUCUUUCUCCCUUUGUCCACAGCUGGUGCUUUGAAGUCCCCCUAUCUGAAGGUAGAGGACUCAAGCAGGUAGGUCCCUCUAUCCUCCUCUCUCCAACAACCAGGCUAUUAACUGAAAUGGACAAAUACUUUUCACCAAAUGUAAUUCCCAAUGUAGCCAAGAUACAUGGCGGCAUAUUUCAAUUUCAUCCGACAAAAUGACACACUGCUCAGCUCGGCUAUAGACCGAUGUAGCAUCAACAGUUACAAUUGAUAGCUGGCACUAAAAUACCAAUAUAUGGACACAUUUCAUCAGAAUAAUUCACAACGCAAACUCAAUAGCCUUUCACAAUGGAUUUACAAUUCUUCCAAUGCGCAAACACACACACACACACUCAUAAUACUAUGUGAAAUAUUACACACACAUAUAUGAUAAAAUACGGUUCUAAUGACCUUUCCAUAUCAACAAUCAAAAUGACUGGACAAUGCAGUUGAAAAUGUCGAAAACGUGGCUCAUCAAAACAAAAUUCUAGAUUCAAAGGGAUGUGGUCUGAUUCAACAGUAGCCUAACCUGCAAAUUGCAAAGAAAAUGCAUUUAGGCCUACCAUUACAUGCAAAUUAAGUCUGUUCUUCUGGUGAACCUCUCGGUGACAGAGUUGUAAAAGUCACAGCACAACCCCAUGUCCAUUAUUUUAUUCUGUAUGCACACAGCAGGCCCACGGCCAUGGGAGACGCAUCCCCAAGGCCCAUUAUGUCCACAAAGCAAAAGUAAAUGUCCAAGAUGUGUAAAAGUCUGGGUAAAAAAUAUGAAUUUGUAAUGACGUUUCAGACAAGUGGACAGUCCAGGACUCAAUGUUCGCCUACCUAACAGCUAGCAGUAAGGGAGAUGGUGUCAUGGUGAUUUCCUGUCAUGUCAGGUCUUGUGUGUAGAGCUCCUGUAUGCUGCCUCUGUCUGGUCUUAACUUUCAUUAUAGUUGACGUUCCGCUCUUCAACUCUGAUGUUCCAAACAGUACGUUACAUUAUUCCAACUUGGAAAAUAGUUUUGAGGUGCAAUAGUGUUCAGUUGACAGGUUGUUUUUGCAAGCUAGCUAGCUUUGUUCAGUUCAAGGGAUGCGAGUGCCAACUUAUGUAGACACACCCAAAUGUGUACAGCUUACCCCAGGCAAUACCCACACAACAUGUUUAGGCAAUACGCAUGUGCAAAAUAUGAAAUCGGCUCGAAUGAAGCUACUUCAAGCUAGGCAAAGCAGCGACACCUAUGCUGACCCUGUCCAUUAACAAUGACUGUAGUCAGGAAAGGCUGCACAUGUAAAGGAUGUUAAUGGAUUUGAAUGGCUGGAAAGAAAUGCAUGAAUACCCUGGCACCUUCCCUGAGGUUUUGAUGCAGUUUUAGCACAUUUUCAGAAUUUGAGCAUAAAUACCACCAGAAUCAUUGAGAGAAAAACAUUAGAUAACAAAAAAGAAUGACAAUUUUAUUUGGCUUUUCAUAACAGCUUUUUACAAUUUGAUUAUCACAGGGCACCGCCUACCAUGACUGCAUGUCACUGGUGGAGAUGCUCUGCCCCCGGCCUUUGUAUAUCCUCUCCACCACCCCACCCGAUGCUAGCUUAGGAGGCUAGUGUUUCAGCCAGGCUGAUUUCCUUAAUUGAACUUUUAGAACUCCCCUGACUGUUAGGUAAUGUGACGAGUGUCAUCAGCGAGGCAGGCAGUCGGGCUGCUCCCUGGGAGCCCAUGGCUCAAGCGGGGGAUACAGUUUCUUCUGUUCCACCUUGCAUUUGCAAGCAGCCCUGUAUUGGAUUCAAUGGACACGAAUGUGGACUCGAUGUGCUAAAAGCAAUUUUCAGCAGCCCUAUCAUUUAAGCUAAUUAAAGGGCCAUGCCUGCUCAGCUAAGGUACAUGAGAAAUUGAGCCCGUGGACUGUGACAUCUGAACCCGUUUGGUUGUUAGCUGGGUCAUGUUCAUUAGGACACACCGUAGCAAAACAUUAAAUGGGAAUCAAUAAUUUCUUAUUGGACAGAUGGUACUCCUCUUUUUCUGAGCGAUUUCUAACUUUUCGUACCUACUGAACACGACCCAGGUCUUAGUUGGGGUCUGUUUGAUACAAGUCAAGGCUUAGACCUUACUGCAGUGUACAGUAUUUACAGUGCAUUCGGAAAGUAUUCAGACCCCUUCCCUUUUUCCAAAUUUUGUUACGUUACAGCCUUAUUCUAAAAUGUAUUAAAUUAUAUUUUUCCCUCAUCAAUCUACACACUAUCUAUCCCAUCAUGACAAAGCAAAAACAGUUUUUUUGAAAUGUUUGCAAAUUUAUUCAAAUAAAAAAACACAAAUACCCUAUUUCAGACCCUUUGCUAUGAGCCUCGAAAUUGAGCUCAGGUGCAUCCUGUUUCCAUUGGUCAUCCUUGAGAUGUUUCUACAUCUUGAUUGGAGUCCACCUGUGGUAAAUCCAAUUGAUUGGACAUGAUUUGGAAAGGUGCACACACCUGUCUAUAUAAGGUCCCACAGUUGAAAGUGAAUGUCAGAGCAAAAACCAAGCCUUGAGGUCGAAGGAAUUGUCCGUAGAGCUCCGAGACAGGAUUGCGUCGAGGCACAGAUCUGGGGAAGGGUACAAAAACAUUUCUGCAGCAUUGAAGGUCCCCGAGAACACAGUGGCCUCCAUCAUUCUUAAAUGAAAGAAGUUUGGAACCACCAUCACUCUUCCAAGAGCUGGCCGCCCAGCCAAACUGAGCAAUCGGGGGAGAAGGGCCUUGUGGAGAUGGAAGAACCUUCCAGAAGGACAACCAUCUCUGCAGCACUCCACCAAUCAGGCCUUUAUGGUAGAGUGGCCAGACAGAAGCCACUCCUCAGUAAAAGGCACAUGACAGCCCACUUGGAGUUUGCCGAAAGGCACCUAAAGGACUCUAAGACCAUGAGAAACAAGAUUCUCUGGUCUGAUGAAACCAAGAUUGAACUCUUUGGCCUGAAUGUCAAGCAUCACGUCUGGAGGAAACCUGGCACCAUCCCUACGGUGAAGCGUGGUGGCAGCAUCAUGCUGUGGGAAUGUUUUUCAGUGGCAGGGACUGGGAGACUAGUCAGGAUCGAGGGAAAUAUUAAUGGAGAAAAAGUACAGAGAGAUCCUUAAUGAAAACCUGCUCCAGAGCGCUCAGGACCUCAGACUGGGGCGAAGGUUCACCUUCCAACAGGACAACGACCCUAAGCACACAGCCAAGACAACGCAGGAGUGGCUUCGGGACAAGUCUCUGAAUGUCCUUGAGUGGCCCAGCCAGAGCCUGGACUUGAACCCGAUCGAACAUCUCUGGAGAGACCUGAAAACAGCUGUGCAGCGACGCUCCCCAUCCAACCUGACAGAGCUUGAGAGGAUCUGCAGAGAAGAAUGGGAGAAACUCCCCAAAUACAGGUGUGCCAAGCUUGUAGCAUCAUAACCAAGAAGACUCGAGGCUGUAAUCGCAGCCAAAGGUGGUUUUAACAAAGUACUGAGUAUAGGGUCUGAAUACUUACGUUAAUUUGAUAUUUCCGUUUUUUGAAUACAUUUGCAAACAUUUCUAAAAACCUGAUUUGGGGUAUUGUGUGUAGAUUGAUGAGGGGGAAAAAACAAUUUAAUCAAUUUUAGAAUAAGGCUUUAACGUAACAAAAUGUGGAAAAAGUCAAGGGGUCUGAAUACUUUCCGAAUGCACUGUAUGAUUUGUCUUAACAGCAUGUGGUCAAGUACAUUGAUCAAACCUAGCGUUAUCCAAGUGUAUAUUUUCUGCUGUGCAAUGACUUUCACCUUCGAUCUAAUUGUAGUAUCCAAUUCUCUCUCCUAUUUGUUAUGUAACCAGGAAAUACAAGGCCCUGCACAUGCAGUCCAUGACCUUCCCCACUCUGUGCUACUUGGGCCGGUUCAGUCCUUUUGAGCCCCCUGCACCCCCCCAGCCUGAGAGAGUCAAGGAGCAGGAACAAAGCAAAGCCAGGUAUAACACACUCACACACAGUGAACAGGCCACAAAGCCUAACCAUACUGGCCCUGGAACUCGGCCAUUGUUUGUUUUUAUCUCUCCGACCAUUGGUGCUCUUUUGAGGUUGGUGUCCGAUUGCAUUGGUGUACACAUUAUAUGGAUCAGACAAUACAUCUAAGCCUUCAUACAGAGGGAAGACACUUCUAUCUUUUUCCCCAUUAAAUAGACGGAUAAUUAAGAGUUUGGGUACAAGCCAGGACAAACCUCUAAGCCCUCUCCCACGCAACCCCUCACUUUGCCAAGCACGCAAAAAGAACCUGGGCUACUGCGAGUGCUGUCAUGAACCCUUUAAGGACCAGGAUGAGGUAAGACGUGUGUAUCCAAGUCUGUGUUUUUGUCUCUUAGUGCUUUUGUCUCUGUGUUUUGUCUGUCUGUUAAUGUCAAUAUUUUGUUUGUCUGUCUUUGUUUUGUCUGUUUCUGUAUUGUCUGUGUCUGUUCAUGUCAAUGUUUUUGUCUGUGUUAAUGGUUUGUCUGUAAGCCUGUGUUUUUGUAUGUGUCUGUGUUUUUGUCUGUAUUCUGUCUAUUUCUUUCACUCUCCUCACUGUGUUAACUCUUGUCUGGCAGCACUUGCAGUCGGCUCAGCAUCGUGGCUUUGUGCAGGACCCCUCCCACUACAGCGUGUUGGACCAGCUGGUGGCUGACAUGGAGCCGGGCUUCGCCCCCUGUCCAGCCUCAGAGUCAGCAGCCACAACACUGCUCAGGUGAGGGCCUGUCCACUAACGUGGCAUUGUCUUACGUCAGUUGGCGUCACUCCUACGCAACGCUCGUCCCCCAACAGACCGUUCUUGUAAGUCCUGGAACUAAUAUGUAGUGGAUUUCCUAUUCAAAAUAUAUUAGAAAGCAUCUGCCAUAGAAAAUUAAAACAGUUCCUAAUUUCUGAAAUUACUGCGCUCUCCUAUGGCUAUUUAUGAAACAGGCAGAAUAGCUAGCUAAAUUGCACAUUGUGACAGUGAUUUAGUAAUUUGCAAAUAAAAACAAAGCGGUGGCUACCUCCUGCAAAAAUGAUGUGCAAGCACGUCGGCCGCCAGUGACUUGAUCAGCUGCUUAGCUAACUUGUUGUAGCUAGCUUACUGACAUAGACCUUUGCUGACAUGCUUAGCUUGUUUAAAUUACCCUGAAGUUGUAGCUAUACACGCUGUCCCAAAAUUAAGAGGGACUGUUAUCAGAAAUUAGUCCGUAGAUCAGCUUGUUUCUCCUCGUUCGCUUAGCUACUUUGCAACGUUGGGUCAGCUGAGCGCAGCAGCAUGUGACUCCGGAAGCUACUGCACUCACUCACGGCAGAACAGGCAGCUGCUGCUUCAUGAAAACUCAUAAAACAUUUUUGCUACUGCAGUAGCUUGCUAGCUAGUGUGCUUUUCCUUUAAGCUAGUUUUCAUGCAAAUUGUCAAACUUCAGAAAUACUGCUCCAUCCUUGAAGUACCAAACUCCUGAGCUAAAAUGUUGUAACUAAGACUUCCAAAAGAAAGCCACCAUUAUACAGAUGUAUUGUUUUAGAUUAAUUCAGACUGUUUUGAGGCAGAAAUGGGGUUCAGCAGACAAUGUUACCUAGGUAAUAUUUUUGAAUGUUAUGACAGCACAUUGUAGCCAAACUACUUUUGAUCUAUCCCAUUACUCUUUGCAAGAUAUGAGACAUAUCGUUGCAGGCGGAAUCGUCACGCUAUCUGACAUAAGACAGUGCUAACACAGGGUUUAGAAGUACCCUGCUACUGUAAUGCGAUCCAAAUGAUAAUGGAUGUUGGAUUAAAAUCACUAAACAUUGUACCAUGCCAUACCAUUCACAUGUGAACAAAAUAAGAAACUCGCACUCUGCUCUUUAAAGUAUCACUGCUGUUUAAUAAGCUUUACGUAUCGGCCUCAAUGUGUGAGUGCCUUUUGAAUUUUGAAUACCAUUCACAUGUACCAUGGUUAUUUCUCAGAAAUGUUCUCUGCUAACAGACUAUCAAAAAUAUAAAUAAAUAUUCUAAAAUGGAUGAAAUAACAGAGUGGUUUUGUGCUUUCUGCUGCCCUAUCAGGUUGGAGACCCCCCCACUUCUACUACAACUGCCCCACAGCCCCUCUGAGAUGCAGACGCACAGUGAGACAGAGCACGCCAUCCAGGCCCUGCUUACCCAAGGCUCACCGUCCAACUCCCUGGACCCGGCCCAAAGUCCUCCCACUCCGAGCCUAGUCCCCCUGUCAUCCCAUGCCCAGCCUCUCUCCCACUGCCCCGGCACCCCCAGCCUACUCCUGCUGCCAUCCCACCCACAGCCUCUCUCCUCCUGCCCUGACAACCAGCCUCCCUCCCCCGACACCCUUUGUCAGUCCCCCACCUUAGCCCCCCUGCCAAACUACUCCCAGCCCCUCUCCCCCUGCCCCGACACCCAAUGCCAGCCCCCCAGCCCCUAUUCCCAGCCUCCCACCCCUAACUUAGCCCCCAUACCAUCCAACCCCCAGCCUCUCUCCCCCUGCCCAGAUACCCUAUGCCAGCCCCCCACCCUAGCCCCCCAGGCAACCUACACCCAGCCACUCUUCCCCUGCCCUGACACCCUAUGCCAGCCCUCCAGUCCCUACGCCUAUCCUCCUGUCCUCAGCCCUCAAAUCAUGUUUCCCUUUGAGCCCAUGUCCCAACCCGACAGCCCCUACUCUCAGCCCCCGGUCCUCAGCCCCCAGGUCCUGCUUCAGCCCUCCACUCCUCACCAUCCCACAGAGGAGGAAGAUAUGAAGAUUGACAGCCCUCUGUCAGCAUCCACAGAGGUGGAACCAAUCCCUCAGACUGUCCGAGGUCGGUCUCGCUCCCUUCCUCGGCUCUGGAGCACUGCAGAGAACCAAAAGAAACGCAGCCGGUCAGUCAGUCCUGACCCCAAGGCCUGCAAGAGGAGAAGGACCUCCCUGGCCAACCGUCACAAAUCAAAACCCAUCUGGGACUUCAACAGUGCUGGUUGGACAAGGAAGGAACACCAGCCCUUAAUCCCAUCGACAUAUACUGGCAACGGACAUGAGUUUGUGGCUACGGUCUGCUCCCUGCCCAAAGAACUAGGAACUGUAGAACAAAGACCAACCCCAGAUCAGCUGGAAGUGAAGGGAAUAUCACUGGUGCCAACAAAGACACAAGAGAGCAUAAACAAAGUUGGGCACGGGGUGGGCAUCCAAGCAGCCAACCACUGUCACUCUGUGCCCAUUUUUGGCCUGGGGCAUGCAAUAUGUCCUUCGUUGAAGGUAGACAAGAUAACCAGUUGGCCCCCAGUGGAAGUGUUUGGUACAAACCACCAUGUUUUUGCCACAUCCGCUCGCUCUUAUACAAUGAGCUUCCCCCGGCUUCCUCUACAGUCCACAGGCAAUCCCUCAGGUCUUACGGAUCGUUCCAUCUUCAUGGACGGGGGUGUUCUCCAGCAGCACAACACGGUGACUCCAAACAUCAGCGCUUCUUUCCCUCCCAAGCUUCUUCACCACCCAUCAGAUAGACCGACCCACUGCCCCCCCUCCAGCCAGGACGUCAACCCCUGCCACUCCCAGUCCUUCUCCUCCGUCUGCAUCGAGUCGGCCCUGAUCCCCGACCUGGCCACCCCCUCCGACUCGGACUCAGACUGGGAAUGCGAUCUCAUGUCCCGCCUCGGCCCCCCUGCCGCCGCCUCCGCCCCUUCCACCCUUUCCCUCCCGCACCCAGAGGGGAGCCACCACCAGCAGCUGGACUUGGAGCUGCUACAGAGACCUUGCAGCACCUGGACGCUGCACGACACCAGCUAUGAGUCGCGUCUGUGCUCUGUGUUGCAGCAGCCCCUCACCCCGCCACCAGACCCCUCUCUAGCGUUCUCCAGGACUGUGAUGCAAAGUCUAGAAGUGACUCAGCACUGA
This is a messenger RNA of Coregonus sp. 'balchen', 9641 nucleotides long. The record is from the annotation of a GenBank genome assembly. Lineage: Eukaryota; Metazoa; Chordata; Actinopteri; Salmoniformes; Salmonidae.